AUGCCACUACCUUCAGGUGAUUUUGUGAAAAUAAAUGUGGAUGGAGGAUGGAUUGGUGACACUCUGAAAGGUGGCGUUGGUGUAGUUAUUAGAAAUACUGGUGGUCAAUUUGUUAGGGGUUUAGCUGGUCCUAUUUUCUGCAAUUCAGCAUUAGCAGCGGAAGCUUAUUCAGCAAUUAAAGGGCUUGCUUUGUCUGCUAACCUUGGCUUUAGAGAUGUCAUUGUUGAAACUGACUCAAAAUUGCUUAUUAAUGGGAUAAAUGGUGACUUUAGAAACAAAGUGUGGUCCAUUAUGCUCCUUGAGGCGCUUCACAGAAUCUGUGAUUCUAUGCAUGACGUUGGAUGGAGCUGGGUGCAUAGAGAUUUAAAUCGUGCGGCUCAUGAGGCAGCCAUGAUUGGAGUUAGAGCUAUGGAGCUGGAAAGCUGGGUCUCACGACCACCAUUGUCUCUAGUGCAAGUUCUGGUCUCAGAUGGACUCCCAUGUCCUCCUUAG
This is a messenger RNA of Prunus persica (peach), 492 nucleotides long. RefSeq lists its product as uncharacterized. NCBI's taxonomy places the organism in Eukaryota, Viridiplantae, Streptophyta, Magnoliopsida, Rosales, Rosaceae. Bases 1 to 492 code for a protein of 163 amino acids. The transcript has a single exon. Gene Ontology annotation, molecular function: nucleic acid binding; RNA-DNA hybrid ribonuclease activity. The record is from RefSeq and is a predicted model, not a curated record.